Thlaspi arvense is the source of this 4349-nucleotide messenger RNA. Lineage: Eukaryota; Viridiplantae; Streptophyta; Magnoliopsida; Brassicales; Brassicaceae. The record is from the annotation of a GenBank genome assembly.
GGGUAAUCGGGUUCUUUUGAACCAGAAGGGUAAGCCAGCCAUUGUUUCGCUUCGGCGAGGGUUUCUUCCACCAAGAACCACAAAACCACUGAACCUGAAAUCUGAUUCCGAGAAUCGGUGCCUAUACUAUCUCAUGUGAAAAUCGUGAAAGAAAAGGGAUUUCGGAUCUAGACCAACAAAAUUCUGACAGAAAAAUCAAGUGAUUUCCCGGAAAUGGGAUCCGAGGUUCCGAUAGAAAUCGUGGAAGAAGACGGAUUCGAUUGGGAAGCAGCAGUCAAAGAAAUCGACUUGGCUUGCCUGAAACGAGUCUCAAACGCUUCUUCCUCUUCUUCUUCUUGGACCCAUUUCGAUCCUUCCGCUCAUCAACCAAUUACAAAGGACAAUCACAAACCUCCUCCGCCGGAGAAUCAAGUUGUUUCCGAACCGAGUUUCGAUGAAUUCGAGUGUGGUAAUAACGACAAGAGCCCCUGCGUUGGGAUUGAUCCUGAGACAGCAAAAACUUGGAUUUACCCAGUGAAUGUUCCCUUAAGAGAUUAUCAGUUUGCUAUAACGAAGACUGCUUUGUUUUCAAACACACUGGUGGCUUUGCCUACGGGACUUGGUAAAACGCUUAUAGCUGCAGUUGUAAUGUAUAAUUACUUCAGAUGGUUUCCCGAAGGUAAAAUCGUCUUUGCGGCACCGUCUCGGCCUCUUGUGAUGCAGCGGAUUGAGGCAUGUCAUAAUAUCGUGGGGAUACCACAAGAAUGGACUAUUGACUUAACGGGUCAGACAUGCCCUUCGAAAAGAGCCUUCUUGUGGAAAAGCAAGCGUGUUUUCUUUGUCACUCCACAAGUGCUAGAGAAAGAUAUACAGUCAGGAACGUGUCUUACUAAUUACUUGGUUUGCUUGGUGGUCGACGAGGCCCAUCGAGCUUUAGGGAAUUAUUCUUAUUCUGUUGUAGUUCGUGAGUUGAUGGCGGUUCCAGUACAGUUGAGAAUAUUGGCCCUUACUGCAACUCCUGGAUCAAAGACGCAGGGAAUUCAGGGUAUCAUUGAUAAUUUGCAGAUAUCAACACUCGAAUAUCGAAAUGAGAGUGACCAUGAUGUUUGCCCUUAUGUCCACGACAGAAAAGUAGAACUAAUCGAGGUUCCCUUGGGAAAAGAUGCAGAUGAGGUAUCUAAACGUCUGUUAGAUGUUAUACGUCCAUAUGCAUCUAGGCUUAAAAACUUCGGGGUUAGUCUAAGAAGGGAUUAUCAAACUUUAAGUCCACACGAGUUACUUAUGGCAAGGGAUAAGUUUCGUGAAGCACCUCUACCAGGCAUUCCCCAUAUAAGUCAUGGAGAUGUAGAAUCUUGCUUUGCAGCUCUUAUCACUCUUUAUCACAUUCGUAAGCUCCUUUCUAGUCAUGGAAUAAGGCCAGCUUAUGAGAUGCUAGAAGAGAAAUUGCAGCAAGGGCCAUUUGCUAGGUUGAUGAGUAAGAAUGAAGAUAUAAGGAUGACGAAGCUUCUGAUGCAGCAAAGGUUGUCGAACGGAGCACCAAGCCCAAAGUUGUCGAAGAUGUUGGAAAUACUUGUUGAUCAUUACAAAAUGAAAGAUCCAAGGACAUCACGGGUCAUUAUUUUCUCAAAUUUCAGAGGAAGCGUAAGAGACAUAAUGGACGCAUUAAGUAAUAUUAGCGAUGUGGUCAAAGCAACUGAGUUUAUUGGUCAAAGUUCAGGUAAGACGCUGAAAGGGCAGUCGCAAAAGGUUCAGCAGGCUGUCUUAGAGAAAUUUAGAUCUGGUGGGUUCAAUGUUAUUGUUGCAACAUCUAUUGGGGAAGAAGGCUUGGAUAUCAUGGAAGUCGACCUAGUUAUAUGUUUUGACGCCAAUGUAUCCCCUCUGAGGAUGAUUCAACGCAUGGGAAGAACAGGAAGGAAAAACAAUGGGUCAGAAAAGAACAGCUACAUGCGGAAGCAAGCAAAUGGCCGGGCCAUUAAAAAACACAUGCGGAAUGGAGGAAUGAAUAGUUUUAAUUUUCAUCCUAGUCCAAGGAUGAUUCCCCAUGUUUAUAAACCUGAAGUUCAGCAUGUUAAGUUUUCAAUCGAGCAAUUCAUUCCACGUGGAAAGAAAUUACAAGAUGAACCUGCCAUUGAGACUCCAGCUUUCAAGAAAAAGCUUACACUUGCAGAGACAGAUAUGCUCGCCAAGUAUUACGUACCCAGUGAGGAAAAGUUGAGAGUGUCCUUGAUCGCGUUCCCUCACUUCCAGACAUUGCCAUCUAAAGUGCACAAAGUAUUGCAUUCACGUCAAACGAGCAUGUUAAUUGAUGCUAUGCAGCAUUUGCAAGAUACAACUUUUUCAGAGGAAAGUAAAAGUUUCUUCACUGAGUUUGGAGCUCCUGUGGGUGAAAGAGAGGAGUUUGACACGGGUCUGAGGGUUCGUGAUGAUCCGAAAGAUUUACCCUCUUUCGGUGAUUUGGAAGCCAACACAUCACAGAGAAAGGCAAAACAAGUUGUUGAAUCUCCCACAAGCACGUUAGAAGCAACAGAGAAAGAUUUCGAAGAAUCUUCACCCACGCACAAUUAUCUUUUCAGCUCAGAAUGUGCAUCCGUUGAUACUCUAGGGAAGGUCUUCGUAAUGCCGAUUCCUAUUUUUUUCUCUUCUAAUGUACCAGGGUCAGACUAUAUGCGUUUGGCUGAAACAGAAAAACAACAUUCUUCCCCGAAGAGAUCCCACAUUGACUUUGUUCGGAUAGAUGCUUCCACAAAACAUCGGCAAGAUAAUAUUUCGUGCAACUUAAAGCAAGGAUUCUCACUAGAGACUCAAAGCCUUGUGGAAAGGCAUUCUAAUGGUGUAGAAAAAGGAGAUGUCGAUAACUGUGUUGGAGAAAUUAUGUUAUCAUCAGAUGAAGAUGGCUGUGAGGACUUGGAGCUUAGUCCAAGGCUCACUAACUUCAUCAAGAGUGGUGUUGUUCCAGAUUCACCUGUCUAUGACCAAGGAAUUGCAAAUGAAGCGAAUAGAGAAGAAGACCUUGAUUUUCCUAAGAUUUCUUCUCCCAUGAGGUUCAGUAAUGAAUUGGCAGAAGUGCCUUCUAGCCCUGAGGCAAACGUUCAACAUAAAUGCAGCGGUGCUCACAUUACUUCUACGAACAAUGAAUUCACAACUCCUCAGAAGGAGGAAAGUUUGGCCAACGGAACAGAAUGCUUAGCUGCUUCACCCAUUCAUGAGGAGUGGAGAACUCCCUUGGCAAAUCUCACAAACACAAACAGCAGCGCUAAUUGGCGGGUGAGUUCCGGAGAAAAGUCAGAAUCUCUUCGACAACCACGCAAGUUGAAGAGACUACGUAGACUUGGAGAUUGCUCGAGUGCUAUAAAGGAGAACAAUCCUGGUAUUGCAAAGGCAGACCAUAUCAGAUCUCGUUCUCGCAGUGAUAAGCACAUUAGAGGUAAGAGGAAGAAGAGCGUGGAUAAUGAUGCGCGAAUCUUCAUUGAUGCGGAAGCUGAGGUCUCUUCGGAAGCAGAAAUGUCUGCUGAUGAGAACGAAAAUUUGACCAACGAUUCAUUCGACGAUAGUUUCAUAGAUGACGGGACAAUGCCAACAGCAAAUACUCAAGCCGAGUCUGGUAAAGUAGACAUGAUGGCCAUUUACAGACGCUCUCUACUCAGCCAAUCACCAUUGCCGGCGAGAUUUCGUGAUGUACCCGGAUCAAGGCCGAGUCCAUAUUCUUCUGGCCCCUUGAAGACAAUAAAUGAGAGCAGAAGCGAUUCAGAUAACUCAUUAUCUUCUCUUAGAACACCACAGACAACAAACUCUGAGUCAGACAAGGAUGCAAUGGUCACAGGAGACUUAUCGGUAGUACAAAUCUCAGAAGAUAGCCGGAAAAGGAAGUUCAGCUUAUGCAACUUCGGGAAUGUCCCAGUGAUUAACUUAGAAAACAAGUUUGCAGCUCAUGAACAAACCAUAGAGAAGGAAACCCAUGAAGGUGUGAGAAGCAAUGGAGGUGCAUUGGAGUACAAUGAUGAUGAUGAUGACGAUGAUGCAUUCUACGCGACACUAGACUUUGAUGCCAUGGAAGCGCAGGCGACAUUAUUAUUGUCAAAACAGAGGACAGAGGCAAAAGAGAAGGAAGAUGCAACGGUUAUACCUCAUCCGGGCAAUCAUAGGAGUGAUAGUGUGGAGAAAGAUGCACCAUCUUUUGAUCUUGGUUUGUGGUGAUUCUUCUGUUACUAAGUUAUAUGUAUAGAUUGACAUUUGGAUGUUUUGUGUAUUAAGUUUAUAUAUAUAUAUCUCAAUGAAAUCAAUAACAAAAGUAAUUAAGCCAUAUCGCAAAUCAAAGUUGAAAGCCUCUAAUGGUCGGAUACUUUAUACUUUAUAAUUUUGUUUUUAAAUUA